This is a messenger RNA of Trypanosoma cruzi, 1503 nucleotides long. RefSeq names its product retrotransposon hot spot (RHS) protein, putative. The record is from RefSeq and is a predicted model, not a curated record. The coding region runs from base 1 to 1503 and encodes 500 amino acids. The transcript has a single exon. Lineage: Eukaryota; Euglenozoa; Kinetoplastea; Trypanosomatida; Trypanosomatidae.
AUGUCCGAGCGUCACGGGGAAGGAAAUGACGAUAAUGAGACGAGUUCCGCGUCUACGGUGCCGCAGGGACGUCGGGCGCGAGCGAGGGCGGAGUCUGACGGCGACAGUGGCCAACCCGUUGUGCCUCGCAGAAGAGUGGAGGAAACGCGGCGACCACAGUGGGGCCUUUUCAGUUGGGUGGAAGAUGUACUGCUGGGGGGAGAGGCCCGCGGCAAUUACAUGAAGCUGAAUGAUUUUCUUCGGAGGCAUAUCGGCCCCAGCGCAGUUGUCGAUGAAAGAUACAAUGUGACGAUGGAAGUAUUUUUAGUGGAGCCCAAGACUUACGUACAGGAUCAGAAGCUGCUUGAAGAAAUUUUUAAUUUGACAGAUUAUCAAGUGCUGCAAGAGAUGCGCGGACUUCGACGGGAUACGUACAAUGUUUCUCAAAUGGGUGUGCGCUCUCUCAAACAGUGGAGGGACUUUGAACGGAAGGAUAUGGUCAGUCCUCUUGCAAGGAGAGAACUCGAUGCGGCACUUAGAGGGGUGCUGAAAGAGGAAAAGAUACAGAUGUCGGAGGGAUUUUACGAUUCUUUGUACAAUGCGAGGUGGCAUCACGUGGUGGAAGUUCCUGACGGCGAGGGGAUGGGAAUGGAAGUGAGGGAGGGGAAACCACAGCAGUCAUGGACGUACAAGGCAGUUGGCCGAACUCUUGAAAGGGAUGACAGCGUGGAGCAAUCCGGUGCACCACGUCUGAGGCUGAUGGUGCUCACCUCGGACAAGGCAUGGCCGUACUCGUGGCCGUUGGGGCCGUCCAUUCUUGACUGCUAUGUGAACUGUGAGGUGGAUCGAGUGUGGCAGACCGUCAAGGGCGAUCUGACCGAAUGGUUCAGCACUCGCGGUGAGAAAAACUUUACACCCGGGCGGCGUGUGUUGAUUGGGAUGCCCGGGAUUGGGAAGUCGAUGGCCGCCGGUUCGUACCUCCUCUACCAGCUGCUGCACUACGAUGCGGAGAAACUCCCUGUGGUUGCGUACAGUGUUGCGGAACAAACAUUUCUGUUUGACAAGAUCACCAAAACGGCGCUACAUUACGUUGGUGAAAGCACGUUUUUGAGGGUUGUGGAGGAAUUUUCUGGGCGUGGGAUGAGGGGGUAUUUCAUCCACAACGUGGCCGAGCCUAUUCAUGAACCGUCUUUCCGUUUGCUUCCCAGGGGAUGGUGCAUGAUUGUGGUGACGCCGCCGGAAGAGAGUGCCCGCAGAGGAUGCAAGAAGCAGUUGAGGGGCAGGCAGAUCAUAAUGAAUUGCCCACAGGAGAGCGAUGUGAAGGCAAUGUGCGUGUGGAAGAAGCGCGAUCAGCCAGCUGAGGCGCAGGUGGAAUACUGGCAGGAGGUAAGAGGCUACAUGGAUGGGAUGGGAUCCGUCCUCCGCGACCUGUUCAGUGAGAGAGAUGCUAAUGCACGCCUUUCCGCUGCGAGGGAGCCGUGGAAUGGAUUGCCCCAUCAAAUGCUCAUGAACACGUUGGCGUGA